Molecule: messenger RNA, 1326 nt
Organism: Plasmodium cynomolgi strain B
Lineage: Eukaryota; Apicomplexa; Aconoidasida; Haemosporida; Plasmodiidae
Product: RNA splicing protein MRS2 mitochondrial precursor
Exons: 2
Coding region: 1-1326 (441 amino acids)
Biological process (GO): magnesium ion transport
Molecular function (GO): magnesium ion transmembrane transporter activity
Source: RefSeq, a predicted model, not a curated record
AUGCAAAAUAUCAGGAUUACGCAAGAUGGGCAGAUCAAGUGCGAGCGGUUCUUCUUUUCCAAGUACAGCCUGCCCUACGUUCUGAGUAAGGCCGCGUCGGGGUGGGCCCCCAUCGAGAGUGCUCCCAUAGUGUGCCCCCAUCGAGAGUGCUCCCAUAACAUCCCCGUGAGUGACCUGCGCCUGAUCGACUCGAGCAACAACCACAACCCCACCCUGCUGGUGAGGAAGAACAUGAUCCUGUUGCGCACGGGCUUCAUCAGCUGUGUGAUUCGGUUCAACGAGCUAUGGAUGUUCGAGCCGAAGAAUCCCCUAGUGGUGAAGGCCACCAACUUGGUUAAAAAGAAUUUUAAAAGGAAAAGUGACUUGGAUGGUAAUGAAGCGGAAGAAGAAGGGAGGCCAAAUGGGCAAGCACAGAAUGUAACGAGUUGCUUUUUAGGGAAGGACGACUGUCCUGGGGUAGCCGAUCAGGCAUGCCCAAGAACUACCUCGGAGGAGCGGUCUACAGAUGCCACUCCGUACUGCCCCAUAGACGGAACACAGGAGUGUCCCUCUCCAGACGAACUAAACCACGUCAAUGUUAAAAACCAUUUUUACAAACACAAAGCGAAUAUCUAUUUCGAGUUCCUGUGUCUGGACAUUUGCAUGCAGCUAUCUAUAAAGGAAUACGAGGAAGAUCUAUAUCGUCUAAACGAACAAAUAAAAGGAAUAAUAUUACAACAACGAAAGGAAGAAAACAACGAAAUUAAUAUCCUGACGAAUAAUCUACUUCGAGAUAUGAUGAAAAUAAAAAAUAAUUUGCAAAAAUUUUCAAAUCUGUUAAAUGCUCUCCGUAACAGUAUCGAAAAAAUUUUAAAUAAUCACAUGGAUAUGGAAAAUAUGUAUUUGACUUUUAUGAAAACGAAUGUAACCAAGGAAGGAAUUUAUUCUGAUAAUUGCAGUAGGUCUUGUAGUCCCAUAAAGGAUUGCACAGAUUUAGAGAUAGUUUUAGAGACCCAUUUACAGUUAACGGAUGAGUUGUAUAGAGAAUUAGAAAAUGUGGAGGAGAAAAUUACUCACUAUGAAGAACUGAUGAGAUUGAAUUUGGAUUACAAUCGAAAUAAAUUCAUUCUUUUAAAUGUAAAGAUAUCCUUUGCUACUUUAUUUUUUUCCAUUUCUUCUGUCAUCACAAGUUUGUUCGGUAUGAACUUAAAGAAUUUUUGUGAAGAGAGCGACUAUGUGUUUUUCUUGAUCUCUCUUUCGGUAUGUGUGUCUUCUUUCCUUGGGAUACACCUCACGAGGAACAUCAACACGAUUCUCCGCUUCUUCGACCGAUAUCGAGUGAAGUAG